Prorocentrum cordatum is the source of this 352-nucleotide messenger RNA. Lineage: Eukaryota; Dinophyceae; Prorocentrales; Prorocentraceae. The record is from the annotation of a GenBank genome assembly.
GAACAGCAUAUCAAAAAGCAAUCCCCCGUCCGAGGGCGAUCCCCUGGGCGAGUGCCGGGUCUCGCCCGAGGGCUUCGGCUGGAUGACGCGCUGCCUGUGCCGGCUGGCGCGGCACUUCUGCGACGGGCGCCUGCUGCUGUGCCUGGAGGGGGGCUACAACCCCGAUGCCAUCGCUCAGUGCACCGUGGAGUGCGUGCAGUCCCUGCUGGCCGAGGCCUCGGGCGAGCCAGUCCCGCCCGGCAGCGAGCUGCCGCAGUUCGAGACGGGCGCGCCGCGCGCGGCCUGCACGCUGAGGGUCCCGCAUUCCAUCUGGACCAGCGCGCCGACGACCCCAGCAAGUAGCGUCCCAGGC